CCGAGAGAGAAGAAAGAAGAAGAAGAAGCACGUCCCCAAAGCGUUUCCGUGAUAAAGGGGGCUUCGAGUCCAAUUCCGAGGCCUGCACAGGACGAAGCCAAUCCCGCGGACAUGCCUAGAGGACCAGACGAGGACGUCGACGUUGACAAGGGUGACGACAGCCAGAUAGGGCAAUGGGCAGCUAUGCUGCUUUUCAGCCUGAUUGGAGUUUUGCCAGGAGUGGCGGCGAGCGCGAUCUUCACAUACUUGCUCCACGGAUCCGUCGAAAUGUUAGAAAGUGAGAAGGACAAUCCACUGGCAGCACCGAGACAGGCAGCAGCGCCCUCCGUUCUGACAGCGCCUCUGUGCACAACCGAUGACUGUCACUACCUCUCUCAGUGGCUCCAGCUCACGCUGAAAUCGAACUCGGAUCCGUGCCAUGACUUCUACGAAUAUGUGUGCAGUACCUACGACGAUCCGUAUAAAAGCCCCUUAGCGAGGGCUUCCAAAGAUAUUUUCUCCGGCACCGUUUCGGCCCUGCACGCCACUCAUGUCCCAGCCAUAGAUCAAACAUCCUGGCAGAAAGCAGCUGGACUCUUCCAAUCCUGCCAUGCUCUGGCCACCUCGCACGAGGACCAGGUCAACGACCUUACAACGUGGAUGGCAUCCUUGAGCCUCGACCUCAACAACCAGGCAAUGGCAUUUGAUCCAAUUGACAUGGCGAUUCGCCUAUCGUUGGAUUUUGGCCAACCAUCCAUAUUCUUCAUCACACCACAUCGCACGGUCUUCAUGGAGAAUAAGCGGUUAUUAGAGAUGCGUAUAUAUUCCGAAGAAGCCACGCGGUAUCUCAAACGUGCCAAUUAUUCCGAAAAUGCGGAAACAAGUGAAUACGAAUUCAUGCUGGGAACAUACGGAGUCGACGCGAGUGACGUCCCACAGCUUGCCGCUGACAUCUUGGGCUACGAGAUGGAAUUUGUCGCUGCGGAGACAGAAACUAAAAGUACUUCGAACAGUUCCGUGAUUGAAUCAGUUGAAGCGCUGGACAGAAGAACGGCACCGCACGUCACUGCAGGUCAGUGGAUCACUUCAAUUUCAAAAUACACCAGCCACACGUUCGGCGCAAAGGACUACAUAUAUUAUAUGACAUACAUGCCAGCGAUGCUGCUACAGUUGCUCCAGUCCAGCACCGUCGGCACACGUGGGCUGCGGUACCUGACUUCCUGGAACUUGUUCCGAAAUUUGGUGAAUUUUACGCUGCCGGCUCGCCUUGGGGGCAGUGAACGUGCCGACUUGAUCUGCUACAAUGCCGUCAAUCGGCCUAUGCGACUGGCAAUGACUAGCGGGUACUUGAACAAAGUGGCUUACGGGAAGACAAUAGAAGAAGCGCAUGAGAUGGUCACCAAUAUCCACAAGGCCUUGAAAGAGGCUUUUGAAUCGUCCAGCUGGAUAACAGGGAGCACGCGAGAGGAAGCACUGAAGAAGUUGAGCAAGAUGAGGAAGUCCGUCGGCGGAGUGGCCCCGCUGAAGAGCGAAGUCUUUGCGGACAAAUUCUACAAACUAGUGCCAGACAUUACCACAGACCGCUUCUUCACAGCAUGGCGAGAGGCCAUGGCAGCGGCUACCCGACAAUUGUGGACAGACCAGACACACGCAUUCUACGAGCAGGUCACCGCUAACGCCUUCUACUACGCCAACAUCAACGUUAUGGUCAUUCCGCGGGCAAUGCUCCAUCCACCGUUCUUCUUCACUGAAGGACCGCCGGCGAUAAACUACGGCGGCGCGGGAACGGUAGUUGGCCACGAGAUCAUGCACGGAUACGAUAUGGUGGGGUCGCAGAUCGAUGACACCGGGAAAGUGCGGAUGUGGUUUACUCCCGAAGCUACGCAGCGCUACUUGGAGAGAGCCCGUUGCCUGCAACACUCCUACGAGAAUGUGCAGCCAAGCGCCCGCCAAGGCGUGCCUAAUAACGGGACGUUUGUGACGGUAGGUUCGGAAAACCUGGCCGACAUCGUGGGCGCGAUGAUUUCUUACGCCGCCUUCGCAUCCCUCCCUCAACCUCAGCGGGACACCAUUUUACCGGGACUCGGCAUGACCGCUGAACAGCUGUUCUUUGUCAGCCACUGCGCAAAAUGGUGUUCCCUCAGACAGACAAGCGUAGCCGGGUACGCGACAAGCCGACUGCGCUGCCUUGUACCCCUGAUGAACAUGGCCGAAUUCUCGGCGGCAUUCGCCUGCCCCCAGGCCGCACCCAUGAACCCGCCGAACAAGUGCCCGUUUUGGGCGUGAAAGCAAUUUUCCUCCGCUACGGACCCACCACUUCGGCGCUCUCCUAAAAUGCAACGGGACAGUUCCGCGCCACUGUGGAUGCGCACGUAUUUCUGCUCCUCCAAACAUAUCUAGUCAAAGCGUACAGUCUCUCACUUCACUGUGGUCAUCCAAAAGAGAUGCUUCCAAAAAACUCCGCGCUCUAUAAUCCUGCAAGUAAAUUUAUGCGUAAACGAA
Messenger RNA from Dermacentor albipictus, 2481 nucleotides. NCBI's taxonomy places the organism in Eukaryota, Metazoa, Arthropoda, Arachnida, Ixodida, Ixodidae. The record is from RefSeq and is a predicted model, not a curated record.